Orcinus orca (killer whale) is the source of this 7385-nucleotide messenger RNA. Its product is annotated as zinc finger protein OZF-like. Gene Ontology annotation, molecular function: RNA polymerase II cis-regulatory region sequence-specific DNA binding; DNA-binding transcription factor activity, RNA polymerase II-specific. Lineage: Eukaryota; Metazoa; Chordata; Mammalia; Artiodactyla; Delphinidae. The record is from RefSeq and is a predicted model, not a curated record. Gene Ontology annotation, biological process: regulation of transcription by RNA polymerase II.
CGGAAGUGGUACGUCUCGGGCCGCCUUCUGGUCCAGGCGGGACUGCAGUGCCCGGGUCUGGCCUGGACGUCGGCCCUGGGAAGCUGAAUCUUCACCGUCCUCUACACUCUCCCAAGACCUACUGAAAAUGAACAUAUCUGAGAUUGAUGAGAAAUGUGCUUUCACAGACAUCAGUGUCAUUCAAGGACGUGACUGUGGAGUUUACCCUGGAGGAGUGGCAGUGUAUGAGCUCUGCUGAGAGGACCCUGUACAGAGAUGUGAUGCUGGAGAACUACAGCCACCUUGUCUCAUUGGGGUAUUAUUUUACAAAACCAGAUGUAAUCAUCAAGUUGGAGCAAGAUGAUCCAUUGUUAUUAGAGGAAGAAUUUCUAAACAAGAGCCAUGCAGACAGCAAACUUGAUAACCUCUUAGAGAAAAGUCUGGCAAAUCAAGGAAAAUACUUGCAGGAAGACUUUUUUGCUCAACUUCAGAAUAAAGACACAGUUGAGAAAACUUUCCGCCAGGAGUUACACUGCACAGAACAUCAAAGCACUCACUCAGAAAUAAAGACCUUUGAAAUUGGAGGAAACUUAAGCCCUGAUGCAGCCCUUACCAUUCCCCAGAAAUGUGACACAAAAGGGAGCUUCCGUCAUGAUACCAUAUUUUGGCAAACCUCGCCCGCUCAGUCUACCUUUAGUGUACAUCAGAGAACUCAAAUAAGGGUGAAACCCUAUGGAUGUAAAGAAUGUGGAAAAUCCUUCUCUAGGAAGUAUUACCUUAUUGGACAUCAGAGAACUCAUACUGGGGAGAGACCUUAUGCAUGUAAUGAAUGUGAGAAAACUUUUACCCACACAUCACACCUCAGAGAUCAUCAGAGAACUCAUACAGGGGAGAAACCGUAUGAAUGUAGUGAGUGCGGGAAAGCUUUUAGCCAUAAGUCAACCAUAAAAAGACAUCAGAGAAGUCACACAGGUGAGAAGCCCUAUGAGUGUAAUAAAUGUGGAAAAGUCUUCUAUACAAAGUUUCACCUCACUGAGCAUCAGAGUAGUCACACAGGGGCAAAACGCUAUGAAUGUAGUGAGUGUGGAAAAUCUAUCUGUAGGAAGUCAUACCUCGUUGUGCAUCAGAGAAUUCACACAGGGGAGAAACCCUAUGAAUGUAAUGAGUGUGGAAUACUUUUCUAUAGGAAGUCAUACCUCACUGGACAUCAGAGAACUCAUAGUGGGGAGAGACCUUAUGCAUGUAAUGAAUGUGAGAAAACUUUUACCCACAUGUCAAACCUCAGAGAACAUCAGAGAACUCAUACAGGGGAGAAACCUUAUGAAUGUAGUGAGUGUGGGAAAGCUUUUAGCCAUAAGUCAACCCUAAAAAGACAUCAGAGAAAUCACACAGGGGAGAAACCCUAUGAGUGUAAUAAAUGUGGAAAAUGUCUCUCUAGGAAGUCUCACCUCACUCGGCAUCAAAAUCACACAGAACAGAAACCUUAACAGUGUAGUAAGUGUGGAAAAUCCUUCUGUGAAAAUUCUCAUCUACCUCUGCAUCAGUGAAUUCACGGAGGAGAAACCCAAUGAAUGGGUUGAAUGUGAGAAAGCUUUAACUAGAUGCCAGUCCUAAAGAUUUCAGAGAACUCACACUGGGGAGAAAUCCUAUUAGUAAUGAACGUGAGAAAGUUUUCCCCUAUAAACUGAACCUCAGAGUACAUCAGACAGUCCCCACGUGGGAGAAACCUUAUCAACGUAGUAAACUUUAGAAAACUUAAAGCAGCAACCCAGGCCUAAGAACACAUCAGAGAAGUCACACGGGGAAAUCCCAUUAACAUGAUGAAUAUGGGAAAGCUUUUAGCCAGAAGUCAGGUCUUAGAACACAUCAGACUGAGAAACUCUAUGAAUGUAAUGGAUAUGGGGAAACUUUGACUGGAAGUGCAGCAUCAGAGAACUCAGGGGAAGAUCAAUGAAUAUAAUAAACCUGGAAAUUUUCUCUUCGAGAAAUCAACCAUCAAUCAACAAAACUCACAGAGAAAUCCCUCAUGUGCAUUGUGUGUGGAUAGUGUUUCAACCAGAUUUCAGCCCUCACUGGACAUUAGAGGACUCACACAAGAGGUAAAUCCUUGAAAUGAAUCACUUAUGAACAGUCUUUCCACCAGACUACCCAGUGGGUGUUCGAAAUUUACACAGGAAAAACAUCCUGUGAAGGUAAUGGAUGAGGAAAACUUUUUUCCCCAAAGACCACCUUCAAUUUAAUUGUACUGGAAUCCAACAUGAGGGUAGUGGGAAUUAUGCACUUUUUAUGUAAAAACUAUCAUUAUGUAAACAUGUUAGAGAAUACAUUUGGAUAGUUAAAAUACCUCAUGUUCCUAUUUUCUCUUACUGUCUUCUGGCCAGCGUAUAAAAGAUAUACAAUUGUUACUGAAUUGCCUCUUCAGGAAAGAAGCCAAACAAUGUUUUCUGCAAGACUUUUAUUGUCUCAGGGUCACCAGUGCAUUUAGUGUGAACAUUAUAUUCAUUAUGCAAAAGUCAUAUGCACAGUCGUUGGGAGAACAAAUCUGAUUCAAUUGAGUUGCUGUGAACAGUGGUACUCACUAUUUACCCUGUAAACAGAAAAAGGAGUUGUAUUUCCAUUCUCUUUUAGUUCAAAAUAUUUUAAAAUUAUCUGGGACUCUUUUGAUCUAAAUGUUAUUUAGAAGUGUAUUGUUCAGUCUGCAAAUGUUUUGAUAUUUCUGGCUGUUUUUUUAAUUAAUUCUAGCUUCAUUGUCUUUUGAAUUGUGCAUUAUGACCCACAAUGUUGUCUAUCUCAAUCAAAGUGCCAUCUGAGCUUAAAAAUGUGUAUUCUGCUGUUGUAGAAUAAAGUAUUCUAUAAAUGUUGAUUAGAUCCCAUUGAUUGAUGGUGCUGCUCAGUUCAACUGUGUCCUUGUUUCGACUGAUGGAUCCAUUAAGUACAAAUGGAAGUUUGUUGAAAUCUCAAACUAUAAUUGUUUUCAGUUCUUUUUUAAAAAAAUUAUUUAUUUUUGGUUGCUUUGGAUCUUUAUUGCUGCGCGUGGACUUUCUCUUGUUGCGGCAAGCAGGGGCUACUCAGCAUUGCGGUGCUCGGGCUUCUCUUGUUGCGAAGCAGGCUUAGUAGUUGUGGCGCAUGGGCUUAGUCACUCUGCGGCAUGUGGGAUCUUCCUGGAUCAGGGCUCAAACCCAUGUCCUCUGUACUGGCAGGCAGAUUCUUAACCACUGUGCCACCAGGGAAGUCCCAGUUCUUGCCUCCUAUUUUGAUCUGUUUUUAAACACAUACCCUUAAGGCUUGUUCUAUCUUCUGCUGAAUCUACCCCUUUACCAUUAUGUAAUGCUCCUCUUUAUUCCUGAUAAUUUUCCUUUUGUUAAUUCAGCUUUGUCUGAAAGUAAUAAAGCUACUGUAGUUUACUUUUGUUUUUUUUUUAAUGGCUUUUAAAAUUUUAUUUAUUUAUUUAUUUAUUUGGCUUAGUUGCGGCAUGCCAGACCCUUCGUUGCGGUGCGUGUUCUCUUCGUUGCGGUUCGCAGGCUUCUCUCUAGUUGUGGCACACAGGCUCCAGAGUAUGUGGGCUCAGUAGUUGCAGUGCGCAGGCUUAGUUGCCCUGUGGCAUGUGAGAUCGUAGUUCCCCAACCAGGGAUCGAACCCAUGUGCCCUGCAUUGGAAGGUGGAAUUUUAACCACUGGACCACCAGGAAUUCCCUUCAUCCCUUUACCUUUAAUAUAUCUUUUUACAUUCAAAGGGGUUUUGUAUAGAUAGCAUAUAUUUGGGUCUUUUUUUAAUCCACUCUGAGAUUGUUUUUUCAUUGGUAUAUUUAGAUAAUUCACAUAUAUCUGCCGUUUUAAAAUAUUUAUUCAUUGUACUUUUUCAUUCUUCUCUUUUUCUGCUGUGUGUAAAUUUUUUUUUUUUUUUUGCGGUACGUGGGCCUCUCACUGUUGUGGCCUCUCCCAUUGCAGAGCACAGGCUCCAGACACGCAGGCUCAGCAGCCAUGGUUCACGGGCCCAGCCGCUCCGCGGCAUGUGGCAUCUUCCUGGACCAGGGCAUGAACCAGUGUCCCCUGCAUCGGCAGGCGGACUCUCAACCACUGCGCCACCAGGGAAGCCCUGCCUUGUGUAAUUUUAACUGUGCAUUUUAUGUGAUUGCAUUUUCUUUCCUCUUGAUAUACCAAUUAUCAUUUUUAAAGCUUUAAUGGUUGCCCCAGAGUACACUAUACACUUAAAGGUAAUUCAGGUAGCUUUCAAAUAAUACUCUAUAUGCUGGAAGUUUGAACAGCAUAUUCCUAGAUAGUUUUAUUUAUAUAUGGCUUGGUAUCCCAUGGCUUCCUGGAUCUGUGGUGGGAGUCUGUCACUAAUUUUGAAAAACUCAGCCAUUAUUAUUUAAAAUAUUUCAUUUGUUUUUGCCUUCUUCUUCUGGUAUCCUCAUUAUACAUAUGUUGCUUCCUUUGUAAUUGUCCACACAUCCCUUGGGUGUUCUGUCUGGUUUUUUUUCCUUUUAUUCCUCUUGCAUUUCAAUUUGCUGUUUCCAUCUUGAAGUUCAUUGAUUGUUCCUCUGCUGUGUCCAGGCUACUUGGGAGCCCAUCAAAGGUAUUUUCAUUUCUGCUGUAGUGUUCUUUUUUUUUUUAUAAAUUUACUUUUUAUUUAUUUAUUUUUGGCUGCAUUGGGUCUUUGUUGCUGCUCACGGGCUUUCUCUAGUUGCGGUGAGCAGGGGCUACUCCUUGUUGCAGUGUGUGGGCUUCUCAUUGCAGUGGCUUCUCUUGUUGCAGAGCAUGGGCUCUAGGCAUGUGGGCUUCAGUAGUUGUGGCUCGUGGACUCUAGAGUGCAGGCUCAGUAGUUGUGGCACACUGGCUUAGUUGCUCUGCAGCAUGUAGGAUCUUCCUGGACCAGGGAUUGAACCUGUGUCCCUUGCUUUGGCAGGCGGAUUCCCAACCACUGAGCCACCAGGGAAAUCCCUGCUGUAGUGUUUUUAACUACUAACUUUUCCUUUAGGAUCUUUCCUAGAGGUUUUUUAAAAUAUAUAUAUAUUUAUUUAUUUUUAUUUAUUUAUUUAUUUUUGGCUGCAUCGGGUCUCAGUUGCGGCACGUGGGAUCUUUCAUUUCAGCGCAUGGGCUCUUUGUUGUGGUGUGCGGGCUUCUCUCUAGUUGUGACAUGUGGGUUUUCUCUUCUCUAGUUGUGGAGCAUAGGCUCCAGGGCGCAUGGGCUCUGUAGUUGUGGCGCGGGGGUUCCAUAACGCGUGGGCUCUCUAGUUUUCGGCAUGUGGGCUCUAGUUGAGGUGCAUGAGCUCAGUAGUUGUGGCACACAGGCUUAGUUGCCCUGCGGCAUGUGGGAUCUUAGUUCCCUGACCAAGGAUCGAACCCUCGUCCCCUGGUUGGAAGGAGGAUUCUUUACCACUGGACCACCAGGGAAGUCCCUUUCCUACAGUUUUAAUCUCUGUUCUCCUAAUGUCCAUUUGUAUUUGCGUGUCGUCCUUUUUUUUGCAAUAGAGCCUUUAGCCUAUUAAUCAUAUUUUAAAAUUCCAGUCUGAUAAUUCCAGAAUCUAUCAUAUUUAAGUCUGGUUCUCUUGCUUGCUUUGUCUCUACAUACUGUAUUUUUUCUUGUCUUGUAAUACAUUGUAAUUUUUGGCUGAAAGCCAGACAUAAUUUAUUGGGACUUCAGUGAGAGGGUUAUGUUUAUCUUGCUAGGGCUUAUGCUGGCAUGUUCACUGCAUGUUCACUGUUUGCUAUACCUGUAGGUGUCUAAAUCAAUUUCCUCUAAUAUGCUUGUUUUUCUGUUCUUGAUUGUCUUUGAGUUUCCCUAGAAUUUCCUCCUCAGAGUCUAAAUCUUGCAGUUCUUUCAGCUGUAAUCCUCUUUUAUGCAAGAAUCCUGUUAAUGAGUUGAUAGGUGUGGGGGGAGGGGAAGCAGUCUAUGAUUACAUAUCAGUCUUUUACUUGACCUGUGCCCCUGGGAUGUAUCCUUCUCAAGUGCUUCUCAGCUUUUUGUUUCCUGUAGGUGUGAGAAACAGGGAGGCUUGGAGUUGAGUGUUUUCCUUCCCCUACAUGAGUUAGAUUAACUCAGAGUAAUUUCUCUUAAGAACAGGCACAGAACAGUAUGCUCUGGAUAUAUUAAAAAUGGCUCCUUUUCCCCCCUCCCUGCUGGAAACACGAGGGGAUUUUUCUCUGACCGUCAUCAGGAGAACUUGGUGGGGCUCCUUGAGGUAAAACUCAUGAAUGUGUGGCAUUUCCCCUAAGAAUAGGCUCACGGGAGUUUCUAAAUCUCAAGCUAGUCCAUACUCAAGCUCCAGCAGUUUGAUUAUAUUUACCUACCAGUUUCUGGCUCUAGCAGCUUCUUCUCUUGGCAAGCUGUGUUUCUCUGUAUUCACCUCUUUUGGGGCAAUUGUUUUCCCAGUGACCUUGUUGCAGCAAGGGGGACCCCUUCUAGGGCCUGAGAGCGGGCUCUUGUCUAGCACUCGGAAAUGAAUUGUCCGAGGAGACGCACAGGCUGACAAAGCAAGAGACUUUAUUGGGAAGGGGCACCUGGGUGAAGCGCAGGAGGAUAAGGGAACCCAGGUGAACUGCUCUGCCAUGUGGCUCGCAGUCUCGGGUUUUAUGGCAAUAGGCUUAUCUUCCGGGUUGUCUCUGGCCAAACAUUCUGACUCAGGGCCCUUCCUGGUGACGUGUGCAUCGCUUAGCCCAGAUGGAUUCCAGUGAGGCGGAUUCUGGGAGGUUGGUAGGACAUAAUGGACUGGAGUCUCCUCUCUCCUUUUGACCUUUCCCUAAUUCUUCUGGUUGGUGGUAGCUUGUUAGCUCCAUGUUCCUUACCAGGAUCUCCUGUCAUAAAAUAACUCAUGCAAAUGGUUACUGUGGUGCCUGGCUAGGGUGGGCAGUUUUAAUCACUGUCUCCCCUAACUACCUCAGUUGUCUGAUCCAAGAAGUGUAGUUGUUCACUUUACUUGUUAGAUUUUCUUCAUUGUUGUGAAGAUGGGACUGACAAUUUCAAGGCUCUUCACAUGUUGGAGUGGAAACAUGAACAUACCGUCUCCUCGGUUUUUGAUAAUGCUGCUGGGCUUGAAUUAUCCCUGCUCUGAUGCACUUCCUCAAGGCAAAACUGAGGAGCUGUUCCAACUGCCUCUCCUUCCCAGGCUCCUUCAAAUGAGACCACUGAACUCAGCAACUUGAAGGCACUUUGCUGGAGGACCGACUCCACCCUGCUGAGAGCUGUUCCCGACUGAUGCUGCUGGAGCCUCUGUGGGAGCAGAAGGCAACUUCCCACUCUUGCUUGUCUCAAGACCCGUUGCUGGACCAGAGAGAUUGCUGCUGGUGCUGACACAUUUCUUUCUUAGACUUCUCCUUGGUGUGGUUCGUUAUCCCCUUUGAACGUUAACUAUUUUGACUAAUCUGUGAUGUGUGCUAAUUUUGUGCAAUAAACCAAGUGACUUGUUU